AAUGUGUGGAAUUCAUUUCCUGUUCUGCAGCUCAGAGUCAAAGUGGACGAGGAGUUGGAGUCAUGGCCGAGUGUGAACACUGUGAUCUGAGCACCAUGAAGGAGCGCUGACUCCUCUGUGCUCCUGCUGGAUUAUUGUCUCCAGGACCUCCACCCUGAGGAGGACGGAGCGGGACGCAGGGAGGGGGGGUCCACCAUGGCCGAGCCCCUGCUGAAGAGAACCUUCUCCAGGCUGAGAGGCAAAGACAGAUCCAGGAGGAAGACGGACCCCAAAGAGAGCGAUGUCGCAGUUAAGGUCAACUCUGUCCUCCAGACGUCUUCAUCAUCACCAUCGAUGACGACAAAUCCAGACCCUGACCCCCCCUCGCCACCGCACAACCACAUCACAGUUGCUAAGAAACAGUCAUGGGCACGACAGGGCUAUGCGGCUCCACCCACCUCCUUGCCCUCAAGCUCCACCCCCAGAUACUUAGGAAUAUCCCAGGAUGCAUCUGGGCAGGCCUGGAGUCAGAGGCUGGCACAAGAAAAGACGGAGCAGUGCGGCGACAGGUUGUGCGUCAGUCUCUCCUGGGAUGCGACCAGCACCUCCUGUGUUCCUGUCAGUUCUCCCUCAGUCCUGCAGGAAGUCCCCCAGCCAGCAGGGGCCUCCUCUGAAGCUCCACCCACCUCCGUCAGCACCAAGCUGUCAGGCCAGCGUGCGUAUCUGCAGAGCCUGGAUCGCAGCAGCAGAGCCUGGGUGCUGUCCUCAGGAAAGACCCAGGCUUCAGACGAGGCCUGCGGCCUGCAACCAGAGAGCAGCAGCAACAUCUGGUACAACCCGAUCCCCGAGGAGGAGGAUGCAGGUGCUCCGCCCAGGGAGGAGGAGAUCUGGAGGAGAAGGGACGACAGGGAGGAGGGAGGAGCAGUAAGGAGGACGGGGCCAGGAGACGCCAGAGUAGAAUGUCCACUGGAGGGCACCAAUCCCAGUGUUAGCCACCAUACUGAUGACAUCACAACAGAAUCUAUAGACCCUGCCCCCUCAGACUCUAGCCCCGCCUCCCAAAAGAAAGGGGGCGUAUCCGGUAGUGUGAUUGACAGGCUGCGGUCUCCAGGUACGGUUAGGAAACUCUCCCUGAAGAUGAAGAAACUUCCCGAGCUGCGCCGUAAACUCAGCCUUCGCUCCUCCUCCCGGGCCAAUCGUCAAGGAAACGACGGCAGAGGGGUCGGUGACGAGUCGACCAGCAAGAGUGCAGCAUCAUCGUCAUCGGCCUUGUCCAACCAGAACGUGAUCAGCAGGUAUCACCUGGAUAGCUCCGCCCCUCCAGCCAGACCACGGAGACGAUCAUCGAGAGGACAAUCGGCCAAAGGAGGUUACCUUAGUGAUGGGGACUCCCCUGAACUGCUGCCGCGGCAACAGGCUCCUCCCAUCACCACUUCCCAGGAAACAGCGUGUGACGUCAGUUCAUUCCAACUGUACGUGGGCUGCGAUCCACCACGCUGCAGCCAGCGGGUGACGGGUUUACUGACAGUUCACCUGAUGGGCCUGGAGGAGAUGAAGAGCAGCAGGUCAGAGGGAAGUAAGGAAGUCUUUGUGGCCAUCCAGAUUGAUGGGGUGACAAGAGCGAGGACUGCCCUCCUGACCCUGCGAGGCUCCGCCCUACCGUUGAACCACGCCUUCAACCUGGAGCUGGAGCGAGCGCGGCAGCUUCGCAUAGUAGUGUUAACGCCAGCAGUGGGAGUAGCUAAAUCAGGGACGGAUCAGACGUCAAGUGGUCCAACCAGAAACAGAGUCUGUGGACUGGGAGGCGUGUCCAUCCCCCCACUCUUUAAAGGAAGUCGCAGUCAGCAGCUUUGUGUGAAGUUGGAGCCCCGAGGACUUCUUUAUGUCAAACUGUCCCUGCAGGAGAAAUGGGACACUCAGCCCAGCAGUGACUCUUCAGUACCUGCCAAUGUGUUUGGGGUUGAACUGCACCACCUGGUGGAGAAAGAAGGAUGUGCCGCUCCGAUCCCUCUGCUGAUCCAGAAGUCUGUGGCAGAGAUCGAACGCAGAGGACUGAAGGUGGUGGGUCUGUACAGACUGUGUGGUUCUGCAGCGGUGAAGAAGGAACUCAGGGAUUGGUUUGAGAGGAACAGUUCAGCUGUGAGUCUCAGUGAGGAGCUGUACCCUGACAUCAAUGUCAUCACAGGUAUUCUGAAGGACUACCUGCGGGAGCUGCCGUCUCCGCUCAUCACCAGGACGCUAUACCAGGUGGUCAGAGAAGCCAUGACCCUACGACCCCCACCAGCUCCACCUGUGACCCCCGACCCCCAAUUGGCCCAGGACACUGUGGAGCUGCUGUCCUGUCUGCCGCCUCCAGAGAGGGCCACCCUGUCUCUCUUGUUGGACCACCUCAGCCUGGUGGCGUCCCUCAGCUCGUCCAACAGGAUGACGCACCAGAACCUCGCUGUCUGCUUUGGCCCGGUGCUCCUCACGCCAACCCAGGAGGCGUGGAGCGGGGGAGGAGGAGGAGGAGGGAGAGGAGGAAGAGGAGGGGGGAAGGGGCUGGGUCAUGGCGAGGAGAUAGCGAGUGCGGUUGAUUUCAAACGACACAUUGAGGCGUUGCACUACCUGCUGCAGCUGUGGCCAGUGCCGACUCAGCGAAUCCCAGCAGAUGACCACCUGGACGUCUCCAAGCCUCCCUCCCCCGCCCUCACACACGCCUCCCUGAGCCAGCAGCAGCGGCAUCCUGUGCUGCGAUUGGCUCUGCCCUCCGAAGAGGAGGUGGUGGUGUCACGUCGGGGUCGAGGAGGCCUGGCCCGGCUGGAGAGUCCUCCUCCCAUCAACCGGUACGCAGGAGACUGGAGCGUCUGUGGACGAGAUCUUCUCUCCGCACAGGAAGCUGAUUAUGACGAGGUGGCAGGAAGUGACAGUGAUGGAGGCAGCGGGGAUGAAGAGGAGGAAGAGGAGAAGAAGGAGGCAUGGUCCUCAGAAGGAGGAGGAGCUCUGUACGUGGACGACUUCAUGGACUUUGACGCUCCGUUUAACUGUCGACUCAGCCUGAAGGACUUCGACACUCUGAUCCAUGACCUGGACCGAGAGCUGGCCAAACAGAUCAACAUCUGUCUGUAGACCAGGAGAACCAGGAGGAGAACCAGGAGGAGGACCAGGAGGAGGAGGAGGUGGAGGAAGAUUGUGACAUCAUUCUGCCAUGUUUGAUGAAGUUGUGUCUCGGUGUAAAACAUUUACUUUAUUGUCUGAACUUGAAUUUUGUGAAUCCGAAUUUAAUUUGGCUUCAAAAACGUUCCAAACUUUCCUCUGAAAUUCAGACAGCUUUAAUAAUGAAAGGUUCUCAACAGAACCAAGAACGAUCAGACAUGUAGAACAGGAUUAUUUACUGUGAUGGUGAGAUCAGCUGUUAGUUUGACCUCUGACCUCCUCAGUUCCCUCUGAUCUCUGCAGAACAUCAAAGACAGUCCUCAGAGAGGUGAUGAGUCCAGCUCACAGUGGAACAGAAGGAAUGUGGUUCUCAUAGUUCUUGUAGCAUCUCUGGAUGUUUCCAGAAGUUUUAGAGCUGACACGUCAGAAUCAAGCAGAUUAAUUUAUUUCUGUGAUCCAAAGGUGAACGCAGCAUCAGUGUUAGUAUGAAGGAGGAGGGUUCUCUGAGGUGUCACUGUUGAGGCACUACAGGAACCACAACUUUGAAACUACAGGUUCCAAAGAUGGAACCAGCAGUGAGAGAACCACACUGUUGGUUCCACCCUCAUGUCAGUAUUAUUAUUAUUAUUAUUGAUGUUCUAAUGAUGAAGAAGUUUCCUAAAGUUCUUCUCACAGUGACACCAUCAGAGCAUGUGAACUGAACUGUUGUUCUUCUGGGUAUCAGGGUAGCAUCCUGUCGGAACAUGUUGGAACAUGUCAGAACAUGUUGGGGCUGUUUGCACUGUUGAAGCCAUAAUUUUUUUCAAUUGUUGAAACUUUAAAUUUGAAGUGAACAAACUGUAGAACUCAUCGCUCUGCUGCCUCUGACGCCCCCUGCUGGUGUAUGUAGGUGUCUGUGGGUUUUUGUCACCGGCUGCAGGUGGAGCAGCAGAGCGCUGUGAGCUGCAGCUGCUCGUCAGUGUUUCCACGGUACAGAGUUUCUGAGUGUGAUGAGUUUGUGAAGCCACAGAAGGAAUACGAUGCCAUACUCAGUGUUAUCAAUGAUGUUGUUGUUGUUUGAAUCUGUUUCUCGUUUGUUGUUGUUGUUGUUUUGUUGACAGUAUUAUUUUGUUUUGCACAACGAUAAUAAGCACUUCCUGUUUUUUAUUGAUGAUGACGAUGUUUCUCUGCAGAUGAUGUAACCAAAGUGUUGAAGCACAGUUCCUGUUGGAACAGACCACAGCAGCCUUUCUGUACUUCCUAUUAACCUGACCAACUAUUAAACAUAU
Messenger RNA from Epinephelus fuscoguttatus (brown-marbled grouper), 4382 nucleotides. Its product is annotated as rho GTPase-activating protein SYDE1. The transcript has 14 exons. Bases 196 to 3087 code for a protein of 963 amino acids. NCBI's taxonomy places the organism in Eukaryota, Metazoa, Chordata, Actinopteri, Perciformes, Serranidae. Gene Ontology annotation, biological process: signal transduction. The record is from RefSeq and is a predicted model, not a curated record.